GGCACCCGAUACAAGGAAAAGUUCCAGGCCUUAAGGGAAAAGUACGACCAGGUCACCACCGCGCAUACAGAGUACGAACGCGCCCUCGCCCGCGCAGACGACAAGCUCAAGCGGCUCCAAGAAGAGUGCAACCUCCUCCUCGACGCGGUUGACAUCGCCGUCCCCGCACAACCUUCCCUCGUCCACUAUCUCAAGUCCGACCCCAUCGCGCCCCCCUACUACUCCUACACCGUCCCCGUACCCCCCGCCGGCGCCGAGGGCCCUCCACCCCCGCGCGAUAUCCCCUUCGGAGGUCCCCCUGCUCCCCCCCAAUCCCCA
Molecule: messenger RNA, 318 nt
Organism: Dichomitus squalens LYAD-421 SS1
Lineage: Eukaryota; Fungi; Basidiomycota; Agaricomycetes; Polyporales; Polyporaceae
Exons: 4
Source: RefSeq, a predicted model, not a curated record